AUGGUCAUGCUUGAUUCUGGUUUCACUCCUCGCGAUUGCCCAGUUCUCGCUGAGAAGCUUCGUAAUGUUCUCAAGACGAUGGUCAACGACUUUGUGCAACGACAUAAAAUCGAGGUACCCAUGUCUUGUGUAGGAUGGAUUGUGCCAGACCCUUCCGAAACAUUGGCUCCUGAUGAAGUGCAAAUUCUCUCAAAGGAUUCGAAAUUCCGCUGUCCUGAUGGAACCGAGUCAAAUGUUGUGUUGGGUGAUGUCCUGGUCAAAGCUGUUGAGAAACCGGAGCUCAGGCGUUACACAGACAUGAUAGUGUGCUCUGUGCAGGGAACUCGCUGGUUUGCGGAUCUUCUUGCUGGAGGCGGUUACGAUGAGGACAAGGCAAUUGCUAUUUGGCAGCCAUCCAUAGUGUCGCACUUCAAAAAUGCCGAUCUCAAAUACUCUCAUCCGCCUGAUAAUCUCUCAGAGAAUUUCCAUAAAAACACCCUACGAGUCGACGAUUUUUUGGAACAGCAUCAAGGAUGCAAAUUUGAUGAUGUGAUACCCCGCCUGCAGUCAUUUUUGUUAGGAGGAUUGCGCGACAUAUCGUCAGUCGGAAAGUACUCGAACUUACACGACGUGACAGUGUACACCCUUGGAUAUGCGCAUAAUGAAACCAUUCGCUUGGCUUAUAUGUUUUGCAAUAUUCUUGACGGUGCGAAGAGUGGUUUGACCGUUUUACCGGAGGUCAUAAAGAGCGAUACAAAGCUCUACCACAAGUGCUCUCCAGAGUGGAAAGAGUGUGGGGAGGAGAAACCGGAAACCAACGAAAUGAACGCCCAGCGUCCCAAAGGCAUGACAGAAUUUGUUAUGGAUGCAAUUAUGAGCCAUGCCUGGAACCACCGGGACCUGCAACUGCAACAGGUCGACAUCGCUUUUUCCAGACACCAUGGUCACCGAGAUUCCGCUCUCGAGAAGCCAUGGCAGGAUGCUGAGUCAAGGCUGCAGCGUGUGAAGUGCAACAAUGAGCACGCUGCUUUGACAAUGGAAAUGGAACUAUCCAAGAUACGCAAACACGUCGAAAAGAUGCGUGAGGAGUACAGGAAGAGCAUCCGUCGCAGUUUCUCUGGCCUUAAGAUUGAACGGUGA
Messenger RNA from Suillus plorans, 1119 nucleotides. RefSeq names its product RNA dependent RNA polymerase-domain-containing protein. NCBI's taxonomy places the organism in Eukaryota, Fungi, Basidiomycota, Agaricomycetes, Boletales, Suillaceae. Gene Ontology annotation, biological process: siRNA processing. The coding region runs from base 1 to 1119 and encodes 372 amino acids. The record is from RefSeq and is a predicted model, not a curated record. The transcript has 5 exons. Gene Ontology annotation, cellular component: nuclear RNA-directed RNA polymerase complex. Gene Ontology annotation, molecular function: RNA-directed RNA polymerase activity.